GUACCGGAAUGACUCUUUGGCUGAGUGCGUCCCCAAAAUCCACUCUCACUUCUCCAUCAUGCCUGCAGACUUCAAUGGGACCUGGGAGAUGGAGAGCAAUGACAACUUAGAGGAUUACCUGAAAGCACUGAAUAUUGAUUUUGCCACACGCAAAAUUGCUGUCCACCUGUCUCCAUCCAAAGUUUUUAUUCAGAACCAUGAUGUGAUUGAGAUCAAGACACUGAGCCACCUCCGGACUCAUGAGGUGAAAUUUACGGUGGGGAAGGACUUUGAGUACAAGGGAGUGGAUAACAGGGUUGUCCAGGCUCUGGUGACCUGGGAAGGGGAUAAAUUGGCGUGUGUCCAAAAGGGAGAAAAAGCCAACCGAGGGUGGAAAUACUGGGUCGAGGACAAUAAACUACAUCUGGAAAUGACCUGUGAGGGCCAGACGUGCCACCAGGUCUUCAGGAAAAAUAAAUGAAGGAUGACACAGUGUUUUUUUCUUCUGUUUCUGCUUGUUAUUUUUAUUUCAUUGUUUCAAAACUCAGUGUUUUACAUAAUAUAAAAAUAAUGUAAUCAUGCUACUUUAAUAAACUGAUAAACAGUUUUGUGUGUGUA
Messenger RNA from Conger conger (European conger), 597 nucleotides. Its product is annotated as retinol-binding protein 2-like. Lineage: Eukaryota; Metazoa; Chordata; Actinopteri; Anguilliformes; Congridae. Gene Ontology annotation, molecular function: fatty acid binding. Gene Ontology annotation, cellular component: cytosol; nucleus. Gene Ontology annotation, biological process: fatty acid transport. Bases 59 to 460 code for a protein of 133 amino acids. The transcript has 4 exons. The record is from RefSeq and is a predicted model, not a curated record.